Molecule: messenger RNA, 2980 nt
Organism: Hippopotamus amphibius kiboko
Lineage: Eukaryota; Metazoa; Chordata; Mammalia; Artiodactyla; Hippopotamidae
Gene: ATG7
Product: autophagy related 7
Exons: 19
Coding region: 630-2741 (703 amino acids)
Biological process (GO): autophagy of mitochondrion; autophagosome assembly; cellular response to nitrogen starvation
Cellular component (GO): phagophore assembly site; cytoplasm
Molecular function (GO): Atg12 activating enzyme activity; Atg8 activating enzyme activity
Source: RefSeq, a predicted model, not a curated record
UUUUUUUUUUUUUUUUUUUAAUCCUGUCUAGUGUGACUAUUCAUGCAUUCUACUGCAGAAAUAUUCAUCUGUCUUGGGGCGGUUGGACAGGAUGGAAAGUGAAGUGACCUCAUCAACUUGUGCCUUUGGAACUGCCAAGUUCCUCUAGUGUCGUACUUCUCCCCCUGGGGUCUGUGUACCCCUGAGAGUGUGCAGGGCACGUAGGGAGGUACAGUGUACACAUGCCUGAUUGCUGAAGCAGUCACAUUUAUUUGAUGAUUUGAGGGGGGUUAUGAAAUAUUAAAAUAUGUAUGGUAGAGUAAAAUGCAAGUUUUCCGCAUUUGAAAAAUCAUGAGAUUUCGGAGAAAUUCUGGUACUGUGGUUAGGGUGGGGGAAGCUUCUUCAUCCUCCUUGACUGGGCGCUCAAGCACUGCCUCACUCAGAACCCUCACAGUUUGCAUUGCUGUGCUGCUACCUGGCUGGACUCUGGGUUUUGUGCUUGUGAAGUUCCCUAGGACCACACAGCAUGGCAGAAACUUCUGCGACUAUGACCGUGUCGAAGAAAGAAUAACACUGGUGCGUCAGUCAGACUGACAUUGAUGAGAAAGGGAGAUGCACCAAAGUGGAGGCCUGGAAGCAGGCAGUGAGUAAUGGCGGCAGCUCUGGGGGAUCCCGGACUCUCCAGAUUGCAGUUUGCCCCCUUCAGCAGUGCCUUGGAUGUUGGAUUCUGGCACGAGUUGACCCAGAAGAAGCUGAACGAGUAUCGGUUGGAUGAAGCUCCCAAGGACAUUAAGGGUUAUUACUACAAUGGUGAUUCUGCUGGGCUGCCAGCUCGCUUAACAUUGGAGUUCAGUGCUUUUGACAUGAGCGCUCCCACUCCAGCCCGCUGCUGCCCGGCCGUCGGCACGCUGCACAACACCAACACACUCGAGGCUUUCAAGGCUGCAGAUAAGAAGCUACUUCUGGAACAAGCCGCCAACGAGAUCUGGGAAUCCAUCAGAUCGGGGGCUGCGCUUGACAACCCUGUCCUCCUCAACAAGUUCCUCCUCUUGACGUUCGCGGAUCUAAAGAAGUACCACUUCUACUAUUGGUUUUGCUCCCCUGCUCUCUGCCUUCCGGAGAGUAUACCCCUCAUUCAGGGUCCAGUGGGCUUGGAUCAAAGGUUCUCACCAAAACAGAUUCAAGCGCUUGAGCGUGCAUAUGAUGAUCUUUGUCACGCAGAAGGAGUCCCAGCGCUGCCGUACUUCUUAAUCAAGUAUGACGAGAACACAGUGCUGGUUUCCUCUCUUAAACACUACAGUGAUUUCUUCCGAGGUCAAAGGACGAAGAUGACUGUUGGUGUAUAUGACCCCUGUAACUUAGCCCAGUACCCUGGAUGGCCUUUGAGGAAUUUUUUGGUCCUAGCAGCCCACAGAUGGAGUAGCAGUUUCCAGUCUGUUGAAGUGCUCUGCUUCCGGGACCGCACCCUGCAGGGGCUGAGAGAUGUCACCCACAGCAUCAUCUUCGAAGUGAAGCUUCCAGAAAUGGCAUUUAGCCCAGAUUGUCCCAAGGCGGUUGGAUGGGAAAAAAACCAGAAAGGAGGCAUGGGACCAAGGAUGGUGAACCUCAGCGAAUGUAUGGACCCUAAAAGGUUAGCAGAGUCAUCAGUGGAUCUAAAUCUCAAACUGAUGUGUUGGAGAUUGGUCCCCACUUUGGACUUAGACAAGGUUGUGUCUGUCAAGUGUCUGCUGCUUGGAGCCGGCACCUUGGGUUGUAACGUAGCCAGGACGUUGAUGGGUUGGGGCGUCAGACACAUCACAUUUGUGGAUAAUGCCAGGAUCUCCUAUUCCAACCCCGUGAGACAGCCUCUGUAUGAAUUUGAAGAUUGCCUGGCGGGGGGUAAGCCCAAGGCCCUGGCUGCAGCAGACCGGCUCCAGAAAAUAUUCCCCGGAGUGAACGCCAGAGGGUUCAACAUGAGCAUCCCCAUGCCGGGACACCCAGUGAACUUCUCCAGCGUCACCCUGGAGCAGGCCCGCAGGGACGUGGAACAGCUGGAGCAGCUCAUCGAAGGCCAUGACGUCGUGUUCCUGCUGAUGGACACCCGGGAGAGCCGGUGGCUGCCUGCCGUCAUCGCCGCAAGCAAGAGAAAGCUGGUCAUCAAUGCUGCCUUGGGAUUUGACACGUUUGUGGUCAUGAGACAUGGCCUGAAGAAGCCUAAGCAGCAGGGAGCCGGGGACUUGUGUCCCAGCAACCCCGUGGUACCUGCCGACCUCCUGGGCCCAUCACUUUUUGCCAACAUCCCUGGCUACAAACUUGGCUGCUAUUUCUGCAAUGAUGUGGUAGCCCCAGGAGAUUCAACCAGAGACCGGACCCUGGACCAGCAGUGCACUGUGAGUCGUCCGGGACUGGCCAUGAUUGCAGGAGCCCUGGCAGUGGAAUUGAUGGUUUCCGUGUUGCAGCAUCCAGAAGGGGGCUACGCCAUUGCCAGCAGCAGUGACGACCGCAUGAAUGAGCCUCCCACCUCUCUCGGGCUCGUGCCUCACCAGAUACGAGGAUUUCUGUCACGAUUUGAUCAUGUCCUUCCUGUCAGCCUGGCAUUUGACAAAUGUACAGCUUGUUCUUCCAAAGUUCUUGAUCGCUAUGAACGAGAAGGAUUUCAUUUCCUGGCGAAGGUGUUUAAUUCUUCACAUUCCUUCUUAGAGGACUUGACUGGUCUUACAUUGCUGCAUCAAGAGACCCAGGCUGCUGAGAUCUGGGACAUGAGCGACGACGAGACCGUCUGACACGCCCGCCCUCCCUGGCUGCCCGCCGAGGGGCUCAGUCUCUGGAACAGGACGCCGCCCCCAGGACCGCUGAUUCUGGGCCCCGGGCCCCUCCGGCCUUUCCGGUCCCCUCGUCUCUAUACCUUGAGGACUGGGGGCCCUCUCUCCGCUGUCCAGGAGCUUCUGGUGUUCUCCAUUUCUUAUGAUUCAUGAUCCCACUGGUACUGAGCUAAAUAAUAACCUUGGCUUCGGCACUGCCA